GUGGUAACUGCUUUCCUCCUUCCCUGUGGUUUGGAAGUUAAAACGCAAGUACGACAGAGUUGUCGAGCUCCUUUCUGUGGGUCUAAUUCCCCAGAGUUCGAAAGAGUCUGUGGGAAAACUCCAUGUCCAACCUAGGUCUUGUGGCUCUCUAGGUUUUCUCGACUCUAUGAUCACCUGGGCGCAAACCCUCCUGGUGAUAAGUCUCUGGGCUCUAGGGUAUACUUUCCCGCGUUGCGCAUGCGCCACACCGCGCCUUUCCCUGAUUCGAACAUGGUGGCCACCCGAAAGCUUGAGCAUGCGUACUUAAUCCCUGGCAGCUUCGCCAGUUCUUCUCUAGGCCGGGGUUGUUUGCGCAUGCGCUCUUGGGCCACCCUUCAUGGCAACAGAAUGGCCAGCUCUCUUCAGGAGAGUUGUUGGCUCUUUUGUUUCCGUUUCGUAGCUCAGGCUGCUAAACAAACAGCAAGAAAAUAAUUUCCCUAGAAAAUAAAUGCAGAAUUUUCCCCUUUCCAACUGGAGAGACGACGGCCCCUGUGGCGCCAAUCAAAACCAGGCACUUUUCCUUUAAGAGCCAGGAGGGGUGGGCGGGGCUACCUCUGGAUGGACCGUCCUGUCGGCGAAUGAGAAGCUGCCCUUCGGACUGAGGAUCCCAGGACGGGCUCGGGACUCGGGGGUCCGCCGGUUCGAGUCCCCCCGCCGCCGCCGCCGCCGCCACGGCCAUGCCGGGGAACCCCAAAAGCUUCAAAGUCCGCGGCCUGAGCCAAGACCGGAAAUUCGGAGUGGCGGGGAGAAGCCUGAAGGAAGUGCUCUCCAAAUGCUGCGGCCUCCUGCAGGUGCGGGGGAGGAGCUGGCUGCGGCGGGCGGAGUGAGGCCCCUGCAGAAACCGCGGGCGGCGGCCGCCUCCUGCUGGUGGCGCUGGGGAAGGCAGUUGCAUGUCCCCUUCAGCCGGCUGUGUUUAUAUGAAGACGGCACAGAGGUGAUGGAAGAUGAUUUCCAAAACAUUCCGGAUAACACCGAGCUUAUCCUGUUAGCCCCCGGAGAGAGCUGGCAGGGUUAUGUGAGUGAGAUCCAGCGCUUCCUCAAUGCAUUUUCCAGUCAAACGGAUCGUAUCAUCGAUGUGGCUCAGGGACUGCUGUCCGCAGAGGAAGCCCCAAAGAGACGGAAAUUGCUUGCUGACCUUAUUCAGAAUCUCAGCGAGAAUAUUUCUGCAGAAACCAGAGAUGAAGAUGAGAAGUGGUUUGAAGGGAUUAACUCACGGUUUAAGACCAAAUCUAGCUACAUGCGCUACGGCUGCGAGAGCAGAAUCCGAGGUUACAUGAAAGAGGUUGGAAAUUACACGUCAGCCAUCCACCCAUCCGUCCAUGCUAAAUACAAACAGGUCGCGGAAGCAAUGUUGGAGAAGUUGAAGUUGGAGAGGUACCAUGGCCGUUAUUUUGACAGAACAGAAGACAGGAAGGUCUGCCUUUGCACAGCAGAAGGAUGGUUCUCCUGUCAAGGUCCUUUUGACGCAGAGGUCUGUGCAGGCAGACACUCCAUCAACCCCUAUGGGAACAAAGAGAGCAGAAUCCUCUUCAGCACUUGGAACCUGGAUCACGUAAUAGAGAAGAAACGGACCAUCCUCCCCACGUUAGCGGAAGCUCUCAAGGACGGAAAAGGACGGGAAGUGAACUGGGAAUACUUCUACCGGCUGCUGUUCACUAUCGAUAAUCUGAAACUCGUGCACAUUGCCUGCCAUAAGAAGGCCAGCCACAACUUCAGCUGUGACAAAGCGAAAAUCUACCGGAAACGGCAGCGUACCCGCAAGAUCCUAAAGUAAUGCCUCCUGAAAGCUGUUUGCCCGGAGACUAUUUUCUAAGGUCACGGACGGACAUAUUUUGAACCAUUAUGGGGCAGGGGCCCCAUUACCCUCCUGCUAUGCAUAGUUGCUUGCCUUUUCAAAUUUUCUUCUCCCAAUGCAUUUGGCUUCCUGUUUCACCAGCCUCUUCCACAUAGGAAUUCCAAGAUCCAAAAUUAGCAACCUAUUGCAGACACCUAUUGGUUAGUACCUGUGACGUCACUCGAGCCAAAGAACAUAUUCACCUCCACUGCCCCGGGUGCCUUUGUAGUUUUAAAAACUUUGUAGUCUUUGUCUUUUAAAAAGAGAGCUUUAAAAAAAACCAAAAACACACACAAUGUGAAGCUUAAUUGCUUAGCUAAAUUAAUAACGUGGCCCACGCUUCAUGCCACUUGUAGAGGAAGGCCAAAAGCAGCUGGAAGGGCUCACGCUCCUUUUUACCUCUCCCAAGUCUGGUGUGAAGGGGAAAAGGGAUCCUGCCCCUCUUUUGAGCCUGAUUGGAAGGGCAGGGUUAGUCUCUUGCACUUGGCAGGGUGAAAGACCUCUCCCUCUCCAAGCUGUCUUCACUGUGCAGGGACUUGGGAGAUCUGUACGCUGGCUACCCGGAGGAGGGUUGUUGCCAGAAAGAGGACGGUUCAUUGCCGCUGUGUUUCUAGACCUGGGUUAGGAGGUUCCCUAGCUCGGUGUGUCCUUAGUAGAGGGGUUCCCUGUUGACAUUGGACUACAACUCCCAUAAUCCCCAGCCACAAUGGCCUUCAGGGUUUUGGCUGGGGAUGAUGCGAAGUGUAGACCAGUGACAUCUGGGGUCCCAAGUUUGAAACCUCUGCCUUAGCAUAUAUGUUGCACAUCCCCAGCCCAGUGAAGGACCUCAGUGGUGCGGGACCGGAAGGACCUCUCUGCCUUGGAGAGCAGCUGCCAAUCAAAGCAGACAGUACUGGGCUGAGCAGACCAGUAAUCUGACUCGGUAUAAGUCAGUUGCAUAUGUUUAUACCCCUGUAUACUAACCAAAUUCUCCGAGAGAGACAGAUGGGUUCAGAAGCACAUUUAUGUUACAGGAUCGGCCAUAGCUUCCAAUGCAGCUUACACUUGGUCACCAACCUGAAUUUUCUGCCAUGUAACGGGCAGCUUCAAGUCAAGUUGAUUAUCCUGAUGAAUUUAAGACAACCCCUUUUAAAAAACAGAGGUGAAAUACAGGUUAUAUCUGAACUGAAGACAACGCCCCUCCGCCCUCCCCAAUUUCUAACAUUAAAGAACUUGGGGGGAAACCUAGUCCCGGAUUCAGGUAACGGAGAGCAGAACUUUAAAGACCACGAGACAAAUAGCUUUGGGGGUGUACAGUUUUAAUUCAUAAAAUGGUGCAAGGGGGGAGUGGAAGUCUCUCCUUCCAUCAGCGCUAUGGCUGGGGAUGAUGGGAGUUGUAGUCCAAUAACAUCCAGGAGACCCAAGUCUGAGACCCCCUGUUACAAUUCAACAUCUCUCUGAUUACUGAAAUAAUUUUGUUUAACUGAAAAAAAAACCGGGUGCUUUGAUUUUCCAUACCAGGGACAACAAGUGCUAUAAACUCAAAAACACAAAUGCUAUUGGACUCUGUGUGCAACAGAAAGCGAAAGGAGUCCCAAUGAUUUCAAGGGGACCUACUCCUGUGUAAGUCUGUGUCUUUUUUUUUUUUUUUUUUUUUUGGCCUUUUCUCUUGGCUCAACUCGUCUGCUGCACCCAACGCAGAACAAUUUAGAUUUUUUUUUAAACUUACUGAACUAGCUACAUAAGUAUGUAGCAAUGUGAAGAACUUAAAAGAAAUGGCUUGUUCUGGCAGUAGUGUCAUUCUCGGGGAUUAAAGCAGUUUUGUAUGACUGUCUUGAAAAUAAAAACCUUCCUGCAA
Hemicordylus capensis (graceful crag lizard) is the source of this 3710-nucleotide messenger RNA. RefSeq names its product DNA fragmentation factor subunit beta (gene DFFB). The transcript has 7 exons. Gene Ontology annotation, molecular function: DNA endonuclease activity. The coding region runs from base 812 to 1813 and encodes 333 amino acids. Gene Ontology annotation, cellular component: cytoplasm; nucleus. NCBI's taxonomy places the organism in Eukaryota, Metazoa, Chordata, Lepidosauria, Squamata, Cordylidae. The record is from RefSeq and is a predicted model, not a curated record. Gene Ontology annotation, biological process: apoptotic process; apoptotic DNA fragmentation.